ACUUAUCGCGUGGGCGUACUGUUCGGCCUCAUACGGCUUACCAGUGAAAUAUCGACGCCUUUCCUCAACCAACGGUGGUUCUUCAAGACAAUCGGCGGCGAUGGAGCCGAGUACCGCGUAGCCACAAUCACCCUCUUCUUCUUUUCCACCUUCUGCCUCGGUCGAUAUUUCCUUGCCCUCCCUUACUGGUAUGUCUUUGUGAGCCACUUCAAUACGCCACCUCACCGCCAAAUCGCUGCCGACCUGCCCCGGUCUGUGGGCUUCUUUAUCUGCCUACCGGCCAUGCUGGAUUGUCUCAAUAUUGUCUGGGGUAUCCCUGUCCUUGCCAUCACCAAGAAGGCCCUGCGAACUCUCCGCUUCCUACCGCCGGCUCAGAAGAAAGAGAAGGUAGAUGAUGAGCAGCAGUCGAACCAGCAGAACGGGACCGUCCUCGAAUCGGAUUCUGGCAGGGAAACACCUUACCAUGACUACAACCACUGUAACGGUACAUCAAACGGAACAGUUCCUCAUGCGUACACGAACGGACUAUGA
This is a messenger RNA of Dibothriocephalus latus, 531 nucleotides long. The record is from the annotation of a GenBank genome assembly. NCBI's taxonomy places the organism in Eukaryota, Metazoa, Platyhelminthes, Cestoda, Diphyllobothriidea, Diphyllobothriidae.